AUGGAACAUCCGCCCAGGGGACUGUCUCACCAUCUUCAUGAUGUCUUGUCGAAUUUACACCGUCGUCCAUUCCCUCAUGUUCCCAACCCUCCUACCUGCAAGAAACGCGCAUCCGUUGCCCUGAUCCUCCGUGUUCGCCCGACCUAUGAACAUUGGCCGAACAUCAACGGGACUUUGGACACCUCGCUACCCGUAGAAGAGCGCCUAAUUGAGUUCUUCGCACAAUCCUGGGUCCAGCAUGGCGAACCGGAGGUUUUGUUUAUCAAGCGCGCAUCGCGCGUUGGUGACCGGUGGACCGGCCAUGUCGCGUUGCCGGGCGGGAAGCGGGAUCCUGAGGAUGAGGAUGAUAAAGCUGCGGCAAUUAGGGAAGCCUCGGAGGAGAUUGGGCUGGAUUUGACCACAGAUGAUUGUAUCAGUGUGGGCAAUCUUCCCGAGCGCGUGGUCACUGCUAGCUGGGGCGCAUUGCCGUUGAUGGUUCUCUCCCCGUUCAUCUUCCUAUAUACCCGUAGCGACUCUCCGAUGCUCAAGCUACAGCCUACCGAGGUGGCAUCGACACAUUGGAUUCCUCUUCGAGCCCUCCUAUCCCCAUCCCUCCGUACCGUGGAAUACGUGGAUAUGUCCCAGCGCUUUGCCCGUCAAGGAGGUUUCCUGAGCCGUCUUGCGAUCCGAUCUUUGAUGGGCUGGAUGCAAUUCUCGGCCGUGCGACUAGCUCCGUCAGAGAGUCAGCAGUGUUGUACGUCGGCCCCUGGUUUGAUCUCUGAAGACCAAGCGCCUAAGCCGUCGUUGGUGCAAAGGUUCAAGUCAUGGUGCUUGAGUAACCAAGCCGAUUCUGGUGAUAGGGAUAGACCACUGCUCCUCUGGGGACUGACUCUUGGGAUUCUGGCCGAUUUCUUGGACAUGCUUCCACCUCAUACCGCCGUGCAAUUAUGGCAAUACCCCACAUUCACAGCCCCCGAUCUGAAGCUAAUCUGUGGAAUCUUAACAUACCACCUGCGAAAGCGUAACAUGCUGCAGGUGAAAUUGGGCCCCCGCACAAGUGAUACCGCUGCGGACAGUGAGACUGUCGCGCAACCCGUUACAUCCGAAAAAUCCACCCAUGAACCCAAUGAAGUUGGCAUUGGUGGGCUUGGUGUUGGAACCUAUUAUGGCCCCACGGAUCGCACACCGGAUGGAACCUCGUAUGCGGUCGGCAUCUUGUUGCGGGGAUACUAUCAGCGCCUGCGGGUGGCGAUCUGGGUCUUCCUUGCCUGGCGCAUGGCCAUCGGCUCUGCAGCAGCCAUCACAGCCUGGCGUGUCCUCCGUCGAAGAUUUCAAUAG
Messenger RNA from Penicillium maclennaniae, 1317 nucleotides. RefSeq names its product NUDIX hydrolase. The coding region runs from base 1 to 1317 and encodes 438 amino acids. The record is from RefSeq and is a predicted model, not a curated record. Lineage: Eukaryota; Fungi; Ascomycota; Eurotiomycetes; Eurotiales; Aspergillaceae. Gene Ontology annotation, molecular function: coenzyme A diphosphatase activity. The transcript is spliced from 2 exons.